UUUGUUUAGGAGGUUGUGUUUUACCCUCUUUCUCUCUGUCGCGGCGGUGGGUUGGAGCCGCUGUUCCUGGGCUGGCACGUUCCACAUUAUAUAUUUAGUUCAAAGCCAUACAGUUAGAAAUUCUCUACGAGCUAUUUAACUGGAAACACUUCAUCUAAGGCAUUUCAUUCAUUUCACCUCCAGGUUUCCAACGAUUGAUAAAAGACCCUAUAAAAUGGCGGUGGUGAGCGGGAUGUCAGGGUCGGCAGUAGCCCGGCUUGAGGGCCGAGAAUUCGAGUAUCUUAUGAAGAAGCGCUCGGUAACCAUCGGUCGAAAUUCUUCCCAGGGAUCCGUGGAUGUCAGCAUGGGCCACACAAGUUUUAUUUCACGGAGACACCUUGAAAUAUUCACUGCGGGUGAAGAUAGCACGGGCAGCGGCGACUUCUAUCUUCGAUGUCUCGGCAAAAAUGGGGUGUUUGUGGAUGGGGUGUUCCAAAGGCGAGGGGCUCCUCCUCUACAGCUUCCACGAAUGUGCAUCUUCCGUUUCCCCAGCACAAACAUCAAGAUCACUUUCACAGUCUUGGCGAGUGACAAGAAAGAGCGAAGGAGCACCCCUGAGUCCCCAGUGAAAGUGGUCCAGCCCCAGAUAGCCCCGCUGACUAUCAACAUUCCAGACAACAUUACUCACCUGAUGAGCCCCCUCCCUUCGCCCACCAGCACCCUAAGCGCUGCCAACUCCUGUCCGUCCAGUCCUAGAGGGGCUGGGUUGUCCAGCUACAGGAUGGGACGUGGACUCACUGCUGAAUUCAUCGGGGACAACUCUCAAUCAGAGAACGACAAAGACGCCUCCGGAGGUGACAGUCCAAAGGAUGACUCGAAACCACCUUAUUCAUACGCACAGUUGAUAGUCCAAGCUAUUACAAUGGCAACAGACAAACAACUCACACUGAAUGGAAUCUAUACGCACAUCACUAAAAACUACCCUUAUUAUAGGACCGCAGAUAAGGGCUGGCAGAACUCAAUCCGUCACAAUCUGUCACUGAACCGCUACUUUAUUAAAGUGCCCAGAUCCCAGGAGGAACCAGGCAAAGGCUCCUUCUGGAGGAUAGACCCCUCAUCGGAGGGCAAGCUCAUAGAACAGGCCUUCAGGAAGCGAAGGCCUCGCGUGCCCUGCUUCAGGACUCCGCUUGGGCCUCUCUCUUCUAGAAGUGCUCCAGCUUCUCCAAACCACACAGGUGGACUCUCCGCCCACUCCAGCGGGGUGCAGACACCAGAGAGCCUAUCACGAGAGGGCUCUCCCAUACACAUGGAGCCAGAGCCCGCCCCUGCCUCCAUCACCACUUCUGUCCAGCCCAAGCUCGCUGUCAUUCAAGAGGCACGCUUCGCUCAGAAUACCCCUGGGUCUCCCCUGACCGGCCAGCCAGUUCUGAUCACAGUGCAGCGGCAGCUCCCCCAGACCAUCAAGCCAGUGACCUACACCGUGGCCUCGCCGGUUUCCACCUCCUCCUCCUCCUCGUCCCAGCAGCAGCCGACGAUGGUGCAGACGUUACAUGUGCUGCACCAGCUCCCGGCCAUGGCAGUCACCACUAUGGCCGGCCUCACCGCCGGCCUCACCUACACCGCCACCCCCAGCCAGGCCGUCAGCAUCCAGUCAGUGAAGCAGGAGAAUGGUGGUGACCACUCGGAGGUCAAAGUGAAAGUAGAAGCGAUGCCUGCCAUCUCAAAUGCCUCUAUAGGCGGGGCAAGUCGCAUCAUUCAGACCUCCCAAGCCACGCCCCUUCAGACAGUUACCUUGGUACACCAGGCCCCAUUGGGUCAGCACCAGCUGCCAGUCAAAACCAUCACACAGAACGGCACGCACCUAGUGCCUCUCAGCGCUGCCCUCUCAUCGGCAGGAACCACAGUGGCGAGUCCCCUGCACAUACUGGCAACCCACGCCUCAGCGUCGGCCUCCCUGCCAACCAAACGCCAGAACGGACAGCCGUCAGAACAACCUGAGCCCAAGAAGCUCAAAACCGAGGACGAGACGGAAGGUGGAGGGCUUGUCGCCAUGACGACAGACAGGGACAAGCAGGCGGUCAGCAACUAGGGCUAUUUCUCCCAUUUUCAUCUUGUUGACCUCAAGUAUCUCUCAUUUCUUAGUUUUUUCUUCCCCUUUUUUUGGCCCCAACCAUUUCCACCAUUACCUAUUCCAUCUACUUCUAUGGUGCCAAAAAAAGGAACAACAUGUUUAAGAACACAGAUGGACCGGGAAAGUGCGAUCAUCACUGAGGAUGUAGGCAAAGUUGAAAGACGAUAUAUUUGGUGCAAACAAGACCAAGGAAUGCGAAGGAAACAUGGGUAACCUAUAGUGUACAGUGAGUGAAGCACAUUAAGCCUUUAAACAUAAACAGACAAUAUAUGUGAAGUUGAACCCCAAGGCCUACUCAGACUUCAGAGAACAACAGUCCAGUCUCCAGGAGGUUCUAGAACCUUCCAUCUCCACUACCUCUUUGUGGACUGGAAAGAAAUAGGCAAAUGGACGGUUGAACUUGAACAAAAUUUGAACAGCUGUUAUCGAAAAGCAUGACACAAUCGAAACACUUUGGAAGCUUCGAUAGUCUCUAAGGUAGUCUUCAGAUGCUAUUUUGUAUGCAGAUAUUCAUAGUGGCUUGAGUGUUUGAAGCGGGACUUGCAACUUCUUUACCUGAUCCACGGACACAACCGUACUGCUGCUAUUUGUGAAGUCCUUAAGAAAAGAAGUUGCAGUGGUCAAAAAGGCAAGUUUUCAAAGCGAUCUCAUGUCCAUGUUGUUCGUUGACAAACAAACAAACAAGCAAGAAAAAUGUUCUCAUGUUGUACAACAGAUUGGGAUUUCUUACAUUCAGUAGCAUAAAAAAAAACAACUAUCCUUGGAACCUGACCCAGGAGUUCCAAGUUGGUUCCACAAAGGGAAACUGUGGUGACCUUUUGACCUGUACAAUGGCAGCUAGCCUUCACAUAAAACCUACCUAAUGCAGUCCUAACUAGAUAUGCAGUCUUUUGUGGUACAUGUGUAUCAUAGGGUCUUAUUUGUGUGUGUUUUUCCAUUUACCAAGGCACCCAAAAGCAACCAGACCCCUCCAAAAUAGGGUCUUUUCACAUUUCCAAUCGCUCAAGUUUUAGGGUUUAAAAAAGAAAAAAACAACAACAUCCUAAUAGGAAAAACAGACUCUAUACCUUCAUCAGAAUGAAUGUAGUUUCUCCGUAAAGGAAAAAAAAAACACUAUCAAUACAGUGGAUUUGUGUGUGUGUGUGUGUUGUUUUUUUUUCUUUUUUUCUUUCCUGUCAAAUCCAAACGAUCUUUUUUUUUGUUACACCUACAGAUCUUUUGUUUUUCAUAUUUUAACAAAUAACCUAUAAGAUAAGAGAUAUAUUUCCAUUCGUAUUUGAACAAAACACUUCAUAUGAGCUUGCAUGUUUAAUGAGUAGAGAAAACUAUACAGGACCUGAGCAGAAACCCUAAAGGAACUGUGAAGAAACUUAAAAAAAAAAAAAAAAAAGGAAAUGUUUUCCUCAGUGAUUUCAGACCAGAGCUGCACUUACCUUGCCCCCAUCUCUCUCUCCCUUUUCUUUUUUACGGUUUCCCUGUCAGCAGUGUUUGUAUUUUGUGUUGGAAGUUGGCAAUGUCUGCCCAAUUUUUAUUUUACUCUGCUCAGAUUAAAAAAAAAAAAGUUUAUUCAGAUGGUAUAUGUUCCUCAAGGAGAAAAAAAGUGAUAGAUGUUUGUUCUGCUUCAGUGGGUAAAUGCUUUUUAUAUAUUAAAUUAAAAAAAGAA
Molecule: messenger RNA, 3773 nt
Organism: Clupea harengus (Atlantic herring)
Lineage: Eukaryota; Metazoa; Chordata; Actinopteri; Clupeiformes; Clupeidae
Gene: foxk2a
Product: forkhead box K2a
Biological process (GO): regulation of transcription by RNA polymerase II
Molecular function (GO): DNA-binding transcription factor activity, RNA polymerase II-specific; RNA polymerase II cis-regulatory region sequence-specific DNA binding; protein binding
Source: RefSeq, a predicted model, not a curated record